CCCCGCCCCCCCCCCCCCAGCUUCCCGGCUCCGGCAAGCGCUGGCAGGGAGAGCAGCCAGGCGAGAGGGGAGGUGGCUAAAGCCCGGCUAAUCCCCCAAGGAGCCCUGACUGGCAGAGAGCUGCCUUUUUUCUUCCCUUCGGUGUGUGCACGUCCGUCUGUCUCUCCUCCGUGCGCCGCGCCCGCCACCUGCCUCCUCUUCCCCUGCAGCUCGCCGGAGACAUUGCCACGGUCGCCUGCAAACUUGGGGAAGGGGGGAGCGAGGGAGGAGGAAUAACCGAGCGCCGAGGAAGAAAAAAAUAAAACGGGGGGGGGGGUUGGGAGGGGGAGCUGGGUCUUCUGUCCGCACCUCGGGCGGGCGGCGGAGCUGGCUUGGGAACAGGCGAGCCGGGGAGAGAAGAGAUGAGCCCCCAGCUGUCCACGAGGCGGAUGAAGAGAAGCCCCCCAUGAUGGGAUCCUGCGUGUCCCAAGAAUUCUUCACAAGUGCUCAGAAGGAAUAUUCCAUCGCCAGCCACCCACAGUGCCCUCCUUCCACCCACCAUGACAGUCAGCAAGUGCCUGCAGCUGCCCUGGAGAAGAAUAACAGCAAGGAAAACCAGAUGGAUUUCUGCUGGGACCCUCUGCAGAAAUGUUUCAAGACAUCCAGUGGGAUCCUCUCCGAUUCCAAAUUCGGCUCCAGCGGUUACAACGUCACGGCCCUGGCGACCUCCUCUCUGGUGGGGUUAGUCCAGACCAUAAAGGACCACAUCACCAAACCCACCGCCAUGGCUCGCGGCCGGGUGGCCCACCUCAUCGAGUGGAAAGGCUGGAGCGCCCCGCAGGUGGGCUGCGAGCCGUGGCUGACGGAGGAAGAGCACUACUCCUACCUCACGGACGAGCUGAGGGAGGCACGCUUUGCAGCAGGGGUCGCUGAACAAUUCGCCAUCACCGAGGCCACCCUGAGCGCCUGGUCCUCGCUAGACGAUGAAGAAAUGAAUUACGGGGGCAGCUCCCAGGAGAUCGUACAGCUUCAAGACCUGGAGAGCAUCUACCUGCAGGAGAAGCUGGUGCUGAGUCCCCAGGUGAUAAGUAGCCCCCACCUGGAAGGCAGCCUGCCCGCCUGCUCCUCCUCCACCCACACCUCCCCCAUACCCUGGGUGCACUCCGGAGUGGACAGGUGGACCUCGACCCACCCCUUCCCCGGGGCUCUCCCCUGCGGCUCCCCGCGGACCGGGAGCUCCCGGGCAGACAGCUCGGAGAAGGAGCAGGCCUGCGUGGGGAGAGAGCAGGAGGGCACGACCAGCGUCGGCCAGAAGCGGCUCAGCAACUCCCUGCACUACGUGGACAGCAGCUCCCUCUCGGAGGACGAAGUGUUUUAUAACUAGGUCCCCCGCCCCUCCCCGGGACAGGAAGGGGGGCCGGGGCUGCCCUGAGGAUGGCGCGAGGGGCCCUGCCGAGCUGGCUAGUUCCAGCUCCCUGGAUGCUGCUGGGAGCAGUGAUUAGAAGCCGCCUAUUGGUUUGAGACAGUGCGGCAAGGCAACACCAACAGCAUCCCUCCUACCGGUGACCGCUGGGGCUGCCUGGCCCUUCAGAGGCGGCAUUCGCUGGACUGGCGCUGGUUGCACCGAGUCUGGGGCUGAGAUUGGUUUUCCUUCGGCCAAGGCUGCUGAGCUGCGCUGAGACCAAGACCCGUUCCGUCCCCCGGUGGGUUCCCCGAGGACUGGGACAGCCGGGGAGCAGGGGAAGCAUCCGCAUCAGUGUCUGUGCUCCAGCCGGCAGCCGGCCACCCACGGCGCUCCCGGCUAGCCACGCGAGCGCGUGGUCUGUGUGCAAGCCGCCACCCGCCGCUUUGGCUUCUUGUCUCCACGUAGUUCGGACGAGCUCCUGGCUGGUUUAACAUGGGCGCUUCUCUGUGCUCCCCCGUGCAAUUCCAGCUCGCUGCACAGAUGCGUUCUCAAGCCACUUGGGGUCAGGGGCUUUGGCGUUUGGCUAGCGAGCAGCUGGUUUGUACUAGGAAAUCAUCCUGGUCUCUGAGGCUGGGAGUUUCAAAGGCGCCUAAGGGGGUUAGAUACCCAAAUUCCAUCAAGGCAGGGGGAUGGGGAUGUCUAAUUCCCAUAAGCUCCUAAAGGCGGAAAUGCUACAAACCCAGUCAGUUUGGUCCUUCCUCUUUACAGGACCAUAGUUGAUUUCCAGGGCCCAGCUACCGUGUGGAUGCUAGUCAUGCCCCCCAGCUACAGCCAUGCCCCCGCAUUGCACGGCACCGUGGGUAGGGCCGGGACACAGUGCGGAUCGGGGACCGUGGUGACAACGGGGUCAGCCUAGACUACAGGCCAGGCCCUUCCUCCAACCAACCCCACCCCUCCACCAUUGCUGUGCGCAGCUGGCUUUGUUCUCUGACCUCAAAGGUUUGGAUGGUUCUGUGGGCAGGUCCUAUGGCUACCCCCCCACACACACACCCUAAUACAAAUGAGAAAAAUCUCAGCUAGCCCACUGGGGGGAAGGGGAAGGGGAGACAGGCGAAUGUUAUAUUUUAAUUUAAAAGACUUUGUACGUUGGCACCGCUCUGCCUGGCACCUUUGGCAGGUUCCCGCCCGUCGCUCUGGGCGGGGGCUGCAUCCCGCGGGAUCUCCUCCCGUGCAGGGGGCUUCUGUAAAGCAGGGGGCUGGUAUGUGCAAUGACGGUCACUGCUGGGCGCCGCUGCCUCCCCUUAGAGCUGGUCCUAAGCCCCCCUCCCUUCAGCCAGCCACUGCCCAGCCGGCAGAGCGGGCACCACGCCUGGCGCUGUGUGCUUUGUAACCUAGCUGGUUCCUAAUGUUGCGUGGAGACUGUGUGCACCUUAGCAACGCUUCCUGCGUCAACCGGGGCAAGGGGAGUGGGUCCCCCGGGGGAUGCAACGGCUGUGAUGCCUUUUCCCCUCCGCGCUCCGUGUCCCCAGAGAAAUACAAAGGAUCAAGAGCUCCACACCUGCCAGCCCUCAUCUCUGAUUUACUGCGCGCGGUGAGUGGGAACAAUGGAUUUCAAAGGAGCCCCCCAUCCCCUGCUGUGUAGGCCACAACAGCCUGGCUGCCCUGGGGAUGGUCUAGGACCUUCCACUGGGGACCGGCAAGGGGUGGUCUGGCUCCUCGGGGCUCGUGCCUGCCCCCUUGCAGUGAGGGAGCGAUUGCAUAGCAAAGGCAGCACGUCACAUUACAGGAGAAUUCAGUGCAGGCAGGUCUGUGAUGAACCCAGACGUACACGGCAGGAGCCGGGGCCUUUCACUGCCCGAAGCACAAGCCCCUACCCCUUGAGCUCAAGGAGCGUCUCUUCUAGGGCUUGCUAAGAAGCAGACUCUUGUCCCGCUGGGCCUGGCCCCAAGAGGGCGGCAGGCACUAAAUUCAGGAUGGCACGUGCACAUUUCACAUUGCAGCCUUGGCUUGCCCUCGGCGCUGACAGUCUGUGGGCCAAGUUGUUUGUCCCUGGGUAGCUGUGUGUUGUUGUGUCUCCAGGGUGGGUGAGGGCUGCCAGCAGCUGGCAGGCUCCCCAGGCCAGAGAGGUCCAGGUGUUGCCUCUGCUGUCACAACCGUGGCUCCUUGCGGCGGGAGCAGGAAGGGCGGAGGAGCUUUCAAAUCCAU
Molecule: messenger RNA, 3589 nt
Organism: Chrysemys picta bellii (western painted turtle)
Lineage: Eukaryota; Metazoa; Chordata; Testudines; Emydidae
Gene: FAM131C
Product: family with sequence similarity 131 member C
Source: RefSeq, a predicted model, not a curated record